AUGGGAAGAGAGAACUUCAUCCGACAAAUCGAGAACUCUGUCGAGUUCAAAUUAGUCGAUAGAGUCAUAAAAGAAGAAGUUACAGUUCAAGAUGCAGUCCAAGAAAUCAUCAGCAUGACAAUGACUGCAUUGUCCAUUCAUGGUCCCAAGAAACAAGGCGGGAUCGGUCUCGCAGACUACAACGUCUCUCUUGCAGUAAUGGAGCUGGCCCAACGUCUGGAACCAUCCAAGCACACAAAGCUUGUUGGGUUUAUAUCUCAUCUCCAGAAACAAGUGGCCGUUGAUCCAUCAACGAACGAACCGCUGAAGGUCCAGGGUGAUACCCUCUGGACCGACAUGCCGUCGUUCGGCUAUACGGAGCUUGAGACAUGGUAUGAGUUCGGCGGCGACUAUAAAGACCCAUGUGAUGCAACUCUGGAUUCGAAGCAGCGAGAACGUUGGGUCAAGCUAAAUGCUUUCCUUGCGCAGCUCACGCAGGCUGCAAACACUCGCUAUCCUGCUGCCAAUGAAGAAGUGCGAUAUUUUCCUCUAGACAAAUCACUACGGGCUAUCUGGACCAUAGCCACCGCAUUUGAGAAGGAGCGCCCUCCUGCGUCGCUGGCAGAUACGGCAGCGAUGGAGGCUGCUUGCCAGUGGUUCAUCUACGCCGCAGACCGGCUGUGGGCGAAUGUGGUCAAUGGUCGCACAUAUCCUAAGCCGGCUGACGCUGGGCCGGGGAAGAGGUAUGAAGGGGAAAGCUGGACGGGCUAUGCGCGGGAGCGAUGGGGGGUCUGGGAGGAUGCGCUGAAGGAGGCCAGGGCUGCUUGUAACAAUGAGCGGAUGUCGAUGCUGAUUGAUGAAGCUUUGGCGAGUUUGAAAAGGGCGAUGGAGGGUCAGUAG
Aspergillus nidulans FGSC A4 is the source of this 879-nucleotide messenger RNA. RefSeq names its product DUF3632 domain-containing protein. Bases 1 to 879 code for a protein of 292 amino acids. NCBI's taxonomy places the organism in Eukaryota, Fungi, Ascomycota, Eurotiomycetes, Eurotiales, Aspergillaceae. The record is from RefSeq and is a predicted model, not a curated record. The transcript has 2 exons.